UUUUACUUGUAAUAAGCAGCAGGCAACUGUCUCUCUUUCUCCAUCUUUCCCUUGCUUUCAUUUCUCCCUCAGUGAUCACCAAUAUUUCCAUUGCUGGAAACAGAAAAGCGCCUCUUCCUCAAAAACCAUGAAAAGAAAAUUUCAUCUUUUAAAUUCUCAACUUCUGCAAACAAAAGUUCUAUAAAUACCCAAGGCCUCUUUUGAAAACGUUGGACUAUGCUAAGGAGAGAGAGCUCUGAGAGAAGAAAAUCCAAAUGCAUGUAGUAAUAAUAACACUGCUGUUUGGUUCUUUUAGCUUGUAUCCUUUGCAUCAUUUUAUCUUUGCUUUGUGAGUGUUCAGAAAGAUCUGAGUUAAAAAAAAAAAACUUAUUGGCGAGGGGCUGAGUAAAUCGUUAUCUUUCAAGUUGAGAUCUGUUGGCUGUUUUCGCUUGCUGGUGUUAUUGGUUACAAGCUUUGAGGGACUUAAAAGAUAAAUACUGUUGUUUUGUUCACACUUUAAGGAUCAAAACACCAAAAGUCUUUGUUUUUGGGAGGUGAAAUGUGGGGCUAACGUGUUGGAACAUUAACAAGAGCAGAUUACCUUUUUUUUUUUUUUGUUUUAGCAUUAAGUUCUGGUUCAAAAGAACAGCACUUGGGGUAUUUGGGUGGAGAAGAAGAUUGAUUGCAGGCGAAUGAGGCUGAAAGCGAUUGUCUUUUGUAGUAAAACCGGUUUCGGUUGAAAAAAGGAAGCAAGUCUUGUUUUCUAGUUGUUGUUAGAAGUCGUGUUUGAUGGGUAAAUUGUCAGGUUUUUUAUCAAUUGGAGCUGGUUCUUGUUAGGCGUAGUGUUUUUAACUUGUGUAGACAAAGGAGUAGAAACGAAGAUUUUUAAGUGUGGGUGUCUUUGUUUGAAGGAUUUUGGUGCUUCAUUGGUGUUGUUGAAGAAGUGAUUUUUGUGGUGGGAAUCCUCUUCUGAGUGUAUUAACUUGGGAUUUAAAGUUUUUGUUGAACUAUUCACAAAAAAGAAUGAGGCUUUCUUCAGCUGGUUUCAGUCCACAAGCUACGGAAGACGUUGCAGGAGAGAAGAGAGUUCUGAACUCUGAACUUUGGCAUGCAUGUGCGGGUCCUCUUGUAUCUCUACCUCCGGUUGGAAGUAGGGUUGUUUACUUCCCACAGGGUCAUAGCGAACAGGUAGCUGCAUCAACCAACAAGGAGGAAGUGGAUGUCCACGUACCUAACUACCCAAGCUUACCUCCAGAACUUAUAUGUCAGCUCCAUAAUGUCACCAUGCAUGCAGAUGUUGAGACAGAUGAAGUAUAUGCACAAAUGACAUUGCAACCACUGAAUCCGCAAGAACAGAAGGAGGCUUACCUUCCAGCAGAAUUGGGCACUCCCAGCAGACAGCCAACAAAUUAUUUCUGUAAAACAUUAACAGCCAGUGACACAAGCACUCAUGGAGGGUUCUCUGUUCCUCGCCGAGCUGCUGAAAAAGUGUUUCCCCCACUGGACUUCUCCCAGCAGCCUCCUGCUCAAGAGUUGAUUGCAAGGGACUUACACGAUAAUGAAUGGAAAUUUAGGCAUAUAUUUCGGGGUCAGCCCAAAAGGCAUCUCUUGACAACAGGAUGGAGCGUAUUUGUAAGUGCUAAAAGACUAGUUGCAGGUGAUUCAGUUCUUUUUAUCUGGAAUGAAAAAAAUCAAUUACUUCUUGGCAUCCGACGAGCUAAUCGACCUCAAACUGUAAUGCCUUCAUCUGUUUUAUCGAGUGAUAGCAUGCACUUAGGGCUUCUUGCUGCUGCUGCUCAUGCAGCUUCAACAAAUAGCCGCUUCACUAUAUUUUAUAACCCAAGGGCUAGUCCAUCAGAAUUUGUAAUACCUUUGACAAAAUAUAUCAAAGCUGUCUAUCAUACUCGAGUUUCUGUUGGUAUGCGCUUUAGAAUGCUGUUUGAAACAGAAGAAUCAAGUGUUCGUCGAUACAUGGGUACAAUCACUGGCAUAAGUGACUUGGAUCCUGUCCGGUGGCCAAAUUCACAUUGGCGAUCAGUCAAGGUUGGCUGGGAUGAAUCAACAGCUGGAGAAAGGCAGCCUAGAGUCUCCUUGUGGGAGAUUGAACCAUUGACAACAUUCCCUAUGUAUCCAUCACCAUUUCCAUUAAGACUUAAGCGACCAUGGCCAGCAGGAUUACCUUCUUUCCACGGCAUCAAGGAUGAUGGUCUAGGUAUGAAUUCUCCGCUUAUGUGGCUGCAAGGAGAUGCAGGUAGAGGAAUGCCAUCUCUGAAUUUUCCAGGGAUUGGAGUUACACCGUGGAUGCAGCCAAGGCUGGAUGCUGCUUCCAUGCUGGGUUUGCAGAAUGACAUGCACCAAGCUAUGGCUGCUGCUGCUCUGCAAGACAUGAGAGCAGUGGAUCCCUCCAAAUCAGCAACUACUACCCUUCUGCAAUUCCAGCAACCCCAAAAUCUAUCCUGCAGGCCUGCUGCUUUAAUGCAUUCCCAGAUGUUGCAGCAGUCUCAGCCUCAGGCUUUUCUUCAGGGUGUUGAAGACAACCAACAUCAGUCUGAGACUCAGGCUCAAACCCAACCGCCUCUUGUUCAGCAACAAUUGCAGCAGCAGAAUUCAUUUAAUAACCAUCAACACCAACAGCAGUUACAGCAUCCGCUGUCACAGCAACACCAGCAACUGGUCGAUCAUCAGCAUAUUUCUACUGGAGUGUCUGCCAUGUCACAGUAUGCUCCGGCCUCACAGUCCCGGUCGUCACCUUUCCAAGCCAUACCUUCACUAUGCCAACAACAGAGUUUUUCUGACUCAAAUGGGCACACCGUGACCAGCCCCAUUGUAUCUCCCUUGCACAGUCUUUUGGGAUCCUUUCCCCAAGAUGAACCGUCUGGUCUGCUCAACUUGCCUAGAUCCAACCCAGUAAUAACAUCUGCAGCAUGGCCAUCUAAGCGGGCUGCUGUUGAAGUUCUGUCAUCUGGAUCUCCACAAUGUGUUCUGCCCCAGGUGGAACAGUUGGGGCCCACCCAAACAAACAUUUCUCAUAAUUCUAUUUCGUUGCCACCCUUUCCUGGCAGGGAGUGCUCGAUAGACCAAGCAGCGGGUACUGAUCCACAGAGCCAUCUCUUAUUUGGUGUUAAUAUAGAGACUUCAUCUCUUCUAUUGCAAAACGGGAUGUCAAGCCUUAGGGGAGUUGGCAGCGAGAGUGACUCCACUACUAUACCUUUCUCUUCUAAUUAUGCGAGUACUGCAGGCACUGAUUUUUCAGUUAAUCCAGCAAUGACACCUUCCAGUUGCAUUGAUGAAUUGGGAUUCUUGCAGUCUCCAGAGAAUGUGGGCCAAGAAAACCCACAAACCAGAACCUUUGUUAAGGUUUAUAAAUCAGGGUCCUUCGGGAGGUCGUUGGAUAUCUCCAAAUUUAGCAGCUACAAUGAGCUGCGCAGUGAACUUGCACGCAUGUUUGGCCUUGAAGGCCAGUUGGAGGACCCUUUGAGAUCAGGCUGGCAGCUUGUAUUUGUUGAUAGGGAGAAUGACGUUCUUCUCCUUGGUGAUGAUCCUUGGCCGGAGUUUGUGAACAGUGUGUGGUGCAUCAAGAUACUUUCACCGCAAGAAGUGCAGCAAAUGGGCAAACGAGGCCUGGAGCUUCUAAACUCUGUUCCAGUUCAGAGGCUCUCGAAUGGCAGUUGUGAUGACUAUGCGAGCCAGCAGGACUCGAGAAAUUUGAGCUCUGGUAUUGCCUCUGUGGGGUCAUUGGACUACUGAAUAAUCUUUACCUGUUAAGAUGUUAUUUUUCUCCCUGUAAUGUUAGUGUGCCUCUUGCAAUCCUUAUAUGGAAAAGAGCUGCCUAACUCUAGCUGGAACUUUAUAAUAUAGCAUAUAUAUACAUAAGUUAAAUACUGUAACUAUAUGAGAUCUUCGUCUCCUUUGUUAUGGAAAUAUGUACAAUUCAUAUUUAUUAGGAUAUCAAAA
Messenger RNA from Gossypium arboreum, 3933 nucleotides. Its product is annotated as auxin response factor 6-like. Bases 1003 to 3726 code for a protein of 907 amino acids. The transcript has 14 exons. Gene Ontology annotation, cellular component: nucleus. Lineage: Eukaryota; Viridiplantae; Streptophyta; Magnoliopsida; Malvales; Malvaceae. Gene Ontology annotation, molecular function: DNA binding; protein binding. The record is from RefSeq and is a predicted model, not a curated record. Gene Ontology annotation, biological process: regulation of DNA-templated transcription; response to hormone.